AUGGUAAAAACUGUGUCGUUGGUCAUAGCCAUGUCAUUGUUAGUUAAUGAUGUGCACUUUAUACAAGAUGGUAGCUUCUUAGAGAGCAAAUAUUUUCCAACGAACUUAGUACAUCUGGUAACAUCGUCUCUUAUUGUCAAGGAGAUCCCGAUCUUUCCGAAACUAUUCUGGAGGGGAUGUCCACUGCUCUGUUCCCUUAGUGAGGUCGCUGUUUGCCUGUUAUUUAUGGAAGCGUCUUUGCGAUACGUUUGGAAUUACGUCCGCGAAUACAUACUGCGUAACUCUGAUGAUCUUCUAGCGCAACUGACCGAUGAUGAAAGACUGGAUUGGCUUCUUUGUCGUCUGUGUUGCGGUCAGCGGAACUGCUCUGAAGUUUUUGCCGCCCUGGUACUCAAGGUUACGAGUUUCGCCUUCCUUUUAGGCGUUUGCUGUUUUCACGGAAGAAACGACAGUUAA
Molecule: messenger RNA, 456 nt
Organism: Bombyx mandarina (wild silkworm)
Lineage: Eukaryota; Metazoa; Arthropoda; Insecta; Lepidoptera; Bombycidae
Source: RefSeq, a predicted model, not a curated record